AAAAAAAAAAUAUAUAUUAAAAUAAUAAGAAAAAAUGAACAGACUAGCUAUAUGUAAAAUACAUUCAACCCUUCAUAAUUCUUUUGUCAUUAAAAAUGACAUUGACUAUAGUACUACCUUAGAAAUUACAAUAGCAAUCAAUCAUUAAUCAAAUAUCUCAAUCUACCAAACAAAUCACAGUAAAUUAUAUUCAGAUCAUUCUCUAUUAAUAUUGUAAUUUUUAUCCACGUAUGUGAGACUUACGAACCGACAAAAGAAAAUGAUCUUUCAUAAUUUAACUAAGUUGUGAUUUGGAGUUUCAAAUGUACAUGCUCGUUCUCACAGUAUGUCUUGUUAAGGUUCAUAAAUAAAUUAAAAAUUAUAUGAAAGAGUAAUGACGUGGCAAGAGGAAGAAGAAGAAGGGGCUAAGAAGGAAGCAGAAAAACACCGAGACCUGUUGCAAUGAAUGAACCCACAACUUUUACAUCCCUCCCUACAGGCCUAGUGUCACUCUAAAAUGCCACGUUAGGGGCAAAAUCGUCACAGAAAAUAAUAAAAUCAUGUCAGAACUUUCUCUAUAUAAACAAUAACAAACCCCUUUACGACCUUAUCCCUCCAUUUCAUCCUAUUUUAGCUUCCAUCAAAUAAAGUAGUAGGAAGAAGAGAAUACUGUAGUAAUCAAUAGUGAAGAUUAUCGUUAAUUAUUAUUAGAUAUGGGUUUGGGCUUAGUGAUGAUUAUUGUGGUGGCCGCUACUUUGGCCGCCGCCGAGGCCUGUCCACCGUCGGACAGGGCCGCUCUUAUGGCCUUCAAAGCCGCCCUCCACGAGCCUCAUUUGGGAAUCUUCAACUCCUGGACCGGAACCGACUGCUGUAAAAACUGGUAUGGAGUUAGUUGUGAUCAGGGAACCCGUCGGGUCGCCGAUAUAAAUCUCCGUGGGGAGUCCGAAGACCCGAUUUUCGAAAGGGCUCACCGAACCGGGUACAUGACCGGUUACAUUUCUCCCGCCAUUUGCAAGCUUCCGCGACUCUCCAGCAUCACAAUCGCCGACUGGAAAGGAAUCACCGGAGUCAUUCCUCAAUGCAUAACAGCCUUGCCGUUCCUCCGAAUCCUUGAUCUCAUUGGGAACAAGAUCGGCGGUCCGAUUCCUGUCGGUAUCGGCAGACUCCGCCGCCUAACUGUUCUCAAUAUCGCUGAUAAUCUCAUCUCCGGUCCGAUCCCUGCCUCCAUAACUAACCUCUCAAGCCUGAUGCACCUCGAUCUUAGAAACAACAGAAUCUCCGGAGGUCUUCCCCGAGAUUUCCACAGACUCGGAAUGCUGAGUCGAGCUCUACUGAGUCGAAACCAAAUCAGCGGGACGAUUCCUCCUUCCAUAUCUUCCAUAUACCGUCUGGCGGAUCUGGAUCUCUCUCUGAACAGACUCGAAGGACCGAUCCCGGAGUCGCUAGGGAAAAUGGCGGUUUUGGCGACUUUGAACCUUGACGGAAAUAUGGUCUCCGGGAAUAUUCCGGCGAGUUUGAUGAACUCAGCUAUUGGGAACUUAAACUUGAGCAGAAAUAAAUUGGAGGGACGUAUUCCAAAUGUUUUUGGGCCAAGAUCUUAUUUUACGGUACUGGACUUGUCAUACAAUAAAUUAACUGGCCCAAUACCCAAAUCCAUAUCUUCAGCUUCGUAUAUUGGACACAUGGACUUGAGCCAUAACCAUCUCUGCGGCCCAAUUCCAGCAGGCUCGCCGUUUGAUCACCUUGAAGCGUCGUCGUUUACUUACAAUGCUUGUUUAUGUGGAAAGCCUUUAAAAGCAUGUUAAAUUUGGUAAUAGUAGGUAUUAAUAGAUGAUUAUCAUGAAUAUGUUUUUUUUUUUUAACUAAAUCAUGUCGUGAAUAUAUUAAUGUUACGGGUUAUUUUAAUUAUUGUAAUUUCUUUUUUCUUUUUUAUGGGGGGUGGGAGUGAGAGGAUUUAAUUGAGAGAGUGAUCACUGUGUGGUAACUAAAUAAGUUAAUUUUGGACCCUUUUGAUUUCAUAAUAAGUGGCAUUAAUCGAUUUUUGGGCCGUUUUGAUUUGCACUUAAA
Cannabis sativa is the source of this 2046-nucleotide messenger RNA. Its product is annotated as DNA damage-repair/toleration protein DRT100. Lineage: Eukaryota; Viridiplantae; Streptophyta; Magnoliopsida; Rosales; Cannabaceae. Bases 693 to 1784 code for a protein of 363 amino acids. The transcript has a single exon. The record is from RefSeq and is a predicted model, not a curated record. Gene Ontology annotation, molecular function: protein binding.